Aureobasidium subglaciale EXF-2481 is the source of this 2847-nucleotide messenger RNA. RefSeq lists its product as uncharacterized. Gene Ontology annotation, cellular component: Sin3-type complex. NCBI's taxonomy places the organism in Eukaryota, Fungi, Ascomycota, Dothideomycetes, Dothideales, Saccotheciaceae. Gene Ontology annotation, biological process: negative regulation of transcription by RNA polymerase II. The record is from RefSeq and is a predicted model, not a curated record. Gene Ontology annotation, molecular function: histone deacetylase binding. Bases 242 to 2413 code for a protein of 723 amino acids. The transcript has 2 exons.
GACCGAGUCUGCUGCACCAUAUCCUCAUUGCUCUAUUGCUCCUCCGAUCGAUCAUCCGAAUCUGUCCUCGCAUCCUGCUAAACAGGAUCUCUCGACACGAGUAGCUCCAGAGCGACGACGGCGGUCCACUUAGCUCCGCACUCGCACCCUGACGCGCUCUCUCGUCUUCUGCAGCUAACAUUGCUCUGUCCACCCAAUCACCGAACAGGGCUCCCGCUGCCCACGACGGCGCUCAUGCAAGAUGGACGAAGACAAUCAUCAUCCUGCCGAAGUUGCGACUACGACGCCUCUCCUGCAGUCGCCGCUCUUUGACCAGCUCAAUCGCAACUCGGUGCCCUCCAUGGCCACCCCGUCUGUAUCUCCGUUGAGCACUACAUCAAGAACCGCUGCCCAUCCAGUCAUCGAUCCGAUACCCCUCCAGCUCGAAUCCGUCGACAAUCUUGACGUAGACCCAAGCGACGGCUCGAGUAGCCUGAGCGACUACGACGCCGAAUUCGACGACCAAGAUCAGCGAGACAACAACGAUAGAGACUCCGAAGCAGAAACAGAACGUCUCGAGCGUUCACCCAUGAAAUCGUGGAUUCCGUCUCCGACAAAACUCAAUCAAGCCUCCGUUCGAUCUGAGCCGGCCUCUUCACCUGACCCUCAGCCUCAAUCGCCGUCACCUACACAAGCUCGACUGGGUACGAUGAUCGCGAUCGACAACCAGAUCAAUGCUGACCGGUCUUUAUCAGCCUCUCCUGCAGCACUCGCAGGCCGAAAGCGCAAGCGACCAAGCCCCGUCAGCGACGCCGACAGUCCUCUCUCCGAGCACUCGGAUUCUGAGGAAGCGCUCGCUCUAAACCACAGCAGACAUGUCGAACAAGCGCCCGAGAGUCGACAAGAGACACCAGAACCUACGGAAGAAGUCGACGAGAACCCCUACAUCUCGCCCAUGAAGGCCGCUCGUCUGAAAAGAGCGAAGCAAAAGUCUAAACAGACUCGCGAUUUUUCUCCUGCCGCUCAGACAGGUGGGAAUGAACUUGAAUACGACGAGGCGGACGAGCAGAACGACGGCGACGACGAGACGAAGAAGCGCGCCACAGAGGCCUUUACAGCCAUUGUUGAGCAGUUCCAGACUUUCCGCACAAAAAUGCACAACGAGCGUCUGACUCUAGCCGAAGCCGAAUUGGAGCAACUGAAUUUACCGAACGCAAGUCACCCAGACUUCCUCGCCAUGUUGCAAUGCAUCACUGCUAGACGCGAUACCAAGAUCCAACAAGAGAUCACAUUACACCGCUACAAGCUUGGAACACUCCGAACCCAAGUACUUGCAGAGCGCGCCCAGCUGCAUACUCAAUACUUCCAAGAGGCGCGAGAACUACGCGACUCGCUGUUAGAACAGCUGGGCAAGCAAUGGUACGACAUACAGAAAGAGCGUCGCCAGUUCCAAGCCGAUCAACAAGACAAUUACUCGUACAAAUUCCCCACAAAGCGCUCCGAUCAAGUGCGCAACCAGGAAAAGUACAACCGCGAGGUUUCCAUCUUAUCUGGUAUGGCCAAAUACCGAGGCUUCCCAGCUGCACCAGAUAUUCAAGGCGCACGAAAUACCGAGCUCGACGACGAUUUCAAAGCUAUGCAUAUUCCACGCAGGCAAACGUUACCUCAGCAGCAAGGCCCCGCUUAUCAGAACCCCGUGCAUAUGCAUUCGGCACCUGCAUCAGUACGUACCGCCGAAGAGAGAUUCAUUGAACAGACUCCUUGGGCCAACCCUCAACAUCCUUUGCAUCACCAGUCGCGAACUCCAGGUCCUUUCGGCACGUACGGCAUGCAUCUCCAGCCGAAUUUGAUGCGCCAGGGUUCCGCUCAGGGCCAACGUACUACUUCGCCCUUCACCACACCUCUACCAAACACAGCGAAACGUGCAGAAUAUCCACAGAACGGUCUUGGCUCUAACGACACCAUUGGCAUACCCAGCGAUCCUCCCUCAAGCGCAGUACCACAGAACGGAGAUCGAUUCGCGCAAGGCCCGCCUGGUGGUGAUAUCUCACCAAUCGACCAACUUAAAGUGCGUUCUACCCUCGGCAACCCACUCGGCAAUCGGGGAGACAGGCGCGACUUCUCAGGUUUAUCCAGCGCCUCGACCAUCGAGACACCAGGUGAUCCAGCCGAAUUCGACCGCCACGGCGCACCGUCACAUACCAGUGCUGCACAGAAUGGCCUUCCUCUGCAACCACCUGCCGAACACUCCGCUCCUCAGCAGGCCUUUGUGACGAGUGCACUACAUGCUCAUAAUGGGAGACAGGAUGAUCGCAAGCCAGAGCUCUACGAGAACGUCAACUACAGAAGGUCACAAUUAGGUGCGUUUGGUGCGCCGAUGCCUCUUUUCGGCACCAAUUCUCCUGCGCAUCAGGAUGGCCAGAGAGCGUCGUAGAUUGAGCACUUUCAGUACGCUAUCACCCAUGAAUAAUGAUUAAUCAUCAAGCAACGGCCGUCAAUACGAGCAUCUGAGAUCUACAUAAGGCGUAAGAGAUGGAAGCAGCUGACAAGCUAGCUGUGUAUGGAGCAUCGAGAACAUCAAGGUGUUCUCGCCAGUCCGAGUUGGCAUAUAAGGGCGCAGGAAGGCGCCACGUGAGUAGGUGUUUUAUACCCGAUGACUUUCCCUCUUCUCAAUUGUUUGAUUGUUUGAUAAUUGCAGAGUUAGCGUAGAUGCACGUCAUGAGACGGGUUAUAAUAUGGCUAUCAGUUGAUAUCAAACGCUUGUAUACCAACCGCUUCAAGGACUCUCGUUCUUCUCUACACUGUAAAACCUGCGUAGCAACAAUCGCAAAAGGAUGAUGCCCGACAGGCCUCACAGAGUGUGAUGGC